Molecule: messenger RNA, 1940 nt
Organism: Zingiber officinale
Lineage: Eukaryota; Viridiplantae; Streptophyta; Magnoliopsida; Zingiberales; Zingiberaceae
Product: probable F-box protein At2g36090
Exons: 1
Coding region: 123-1037 (304 amino acids)
Molecular function (GO): protein binding
Source: RefSeq, a predicted model, not a curated record
UCCAUUGGAUUCUUCGUAUCUAUAAAAAAAAACGUCUCUUCUUCCUCCUCCUCCUGUAGGAUUUCAUCGUCGAUCGUCGAUUGAUUGAGUCCGAAAUUAGGAUUCUUUUUUUGAGAGAGAAAAUGGAGACUGCUGCUGUCGAGGACCUCCACCCGGACUUGAUCGCCGGCGUGAUCCGCCUUCUCGACGGGCCUACGCUCGCCGCGCUCAGCUGCGCCAACGUCCGCUUUCGCUCCCUCGCCGGCGAACCUGACCUCUGGCGUGACCUCUGCCUCUCCUCCUGGCCGUCCCUCGGCCACCCGCGCCUACUCCGGCUUUUGGCGUCCUCGCAUCGCUCCUUCUUCGCCGACGUGUUUCCUUCCCCUGUUUGCACCGUCGCCGACUUCGCCUGCGGCGGCGACGGCGAAUCCAGCCUUCCGUCAGAGCUUAUCUCAGCCGUCGACCUCCGGCACCGCGGAUCGGUUGUCUUGUCUCUCGUCGUCGAGACGGACACGUCGACGUCGUGGUUCAUGGCCGCGCCGUUCCGCAUCGACGCCGACGCGGAGAGGAAGGGCGAGGGAGGUUCCUCUGUUUUCUCGCCCGAGGAGCUGACGCUGAGCUGGGCCGUCAUCGACCCACACCAUCGGCGUGCAGUGAGCGCGACGAGCCGCCGUCCGGUGACUGUUGACCGGCACUGGAUCACCGGCGAGAUGGUUGUACGUUUCGCGCUGGUGCUCGGCGAGGAGUGCGCCGUCGUGGCGGUGGUCAAUAUUGGCGAGGAAACAGGGCAGGUGCGGGAGAUAUACCUGGUGGCCGAGGGCGUGGAAGGCGCGUGUUUGAGCGGGAGGGAGGGUCUGGCGGUGCUCCGGUCGGCCAUGGAGGGCGGCCGGAGGCGAGGAGAGGAGCACGACGCAAAGAAGCGGUGGGAGGAAUUCGCCGGGCGACGGCAGAAGAUGAAGGAGACAGCGGCGAAACUGGAGAGGUUAGUGGAUUUGACCUGCGCCGCUGUGGGCGCCGCCGCUUUCUUGGCGCUCUUCGCCCUCGCCGUCGCCAGGUAAAAAUCUUUGGAUUAAGUACCGGUCCGGCUGAACCAGAGUGAUCCGAGUCGUCCGUUUAACCCCACCCUCACAUCUCAACCGUACGAUUCGCACACUCGAAUAAUAUUUUUUUGCUUUCUUUCUUUCUUUGCGAUAUCAAUUGAGAUACACAUUUGUACAGGAAUGAUAUACAAAGUAUAUAAAAUGGCUAGAAAUGGACCUGGCUUCUCCUCCACUAUUUGGGUCUAAUAAAUUUUAUAUUCAAGCCCAACAGGCCCAUUGGGUUUUGAUAAUUUAAUGCUAGUCAUUAAGAUUUUAGGAUUUAGAAUAACUAGCAGUAGCGGAACAAGUGGGAGAGUCGGUCGGUCGGUCGACCGCAUCUAUUCUCAUGAGCUUCAUUUGCCGCCUCCCCUAACGGCAUGCUGGACCAGUUGGCCAAUAAUUUACUACUAGAAUACAUGUUGAUGCACUACUAGAUAUGCUCACUGUCGGUACUAUAGGGCUACUACAUAUCCCAUUUUUGAUCCAACUUGCUGUAUGAAUAUUCCACCAUCCUUCAGGAAGACAGUGAACUGGAUAAGAUACAUUCCAUGACUCGAUCGAUGCACGAUUGUAGAUAACACUCAUCAGCAACGUGGGGGCCCCGUAGGAGCUGUAAAUGCCAUCGGAAUGUUGGGAUAAGGAAGCUGACCUCAAGCAGUUAGUCAUAGAGUUUCAUAUGUCCAAAAAUUUGCGGUCUCGCUCGGGUCCUUUGCGUGCCCAAUUUCCUUUCGUCCCAAACAUGUUCGAUCUGAUCGUCGUGUCCGAUUCGAUCCAACACACUUGGGCCUUUGGACGCGCUCGGUGAGCCCCAAUGCGGACAAGUGGAGUUUAGUGACAAUGUUUUAUUAUUAUUAUUAUUUUUUAAUUGUUUAUUUGUUUUGG